GGAGGAAGGCGCUGCUGUCCCGGGAGCCGCUACGAGGACGCUUCCCGAGGGAGCGGCUCUUCCGCCUCGGGAUAGGGAUUAUGUAGCUGCCGCUAGGCGGUGCCCCGGUGUGCGGCGGCGGCCCCGUUCCUUCGCAGCCAAAGAUGCUGCCGUUGCUGAGGCCACCGGUGGCGGGUGGCUGACUUUAUUCCUUCGUUCUCGCAUCGCCCAGCCCAGGCGGCGGUUGCUCCUCUCGGGCGCUCAGCGGGGCGGCGAUGGGCGAGAAAGUUUCCUCAGCUGAGGAGGCAGACUGCGAUGGCCGGAGGGGCUCUUCCUCCUCUUCCAGCUCCGGGUCUUCCUCGUCAGGCUCGCAAACUCUCUCCGAGGAAGGAGACGUCGCCGCUGCUGGCGCCACCUCAGCGCCCAGCACAGGCGGGCAGCUCGGCGGUGGCUUCCCCCGGGACAGUCCCCUCAGUCGCAGCACCCCCGAGCGGCAGGGGGUGGUGGUGGUGGUGGUGGACAAGGAGCCGCCGCCGCUGACUGUAGCAACGGGUUUCGUCCUCCGGGGCAAGAAGGAGGGGGACGCGGACGACAGCCGCGACACGGCAGGGCAACGGCGAGGAAGCGAGGAGGAGGAGGAGGAAGAAGAGGACUGCGCCGGGGGCGGCUGCGGUCACUUUCGCCCAGAGAGCGACGCCUCUUUGGAGGAGCAGGACGAGGAGCUUGACAGUAUAUUAUCGCCUCCAUCAAUGCCAUUUAGAAAAUCGAGCAACCCUGAGGUUUCUUCUGGCCCUGGCAAAUCAUUGAAAUUUAAAAGGCAGCUGAGUGAAGAUGGGAGACCUUUUAGAAGAGGAAGCCUUGGAGGAGCUCUGACUGGUAGGUACUUGCUGCCAAAUGCUGUUACACAACCGUCAUGGCAGACUGGAGAAACUUCUAAUCUUGUCCGAAUGCACAGUCAAGCUCUUGGACAGUCUGCUCCUUCUCUAACAGCUAGUUUGGACCUUCUUCCAGUCCUGCAGCUGUCUGUCUCGCAUGGCAAUGCUGCCCUUUAUCUGGGGGUCACAUAUGCAGGCCUGUCUGUAGGGCUACUCCUGGCAGAGGGGAUGCAAGCAGGCAGCUAUGCCCACCUGCAACCUCCUGACCAAGUCCCGGACCCUGCGGGCAAGAUCUUCCUCAUUCUCCAGCUCAUCGAUCAGGACCCAGUCCAGUAUGUAGAUCAGAAGGAUGACCUGUCCCAGGCUGGACUGGUACGAGCAUAG
Eublepharis macularius is the source of this 1238-nucleotide messenger RNA. Its product is annotated as microtubule-associated serine/threonine-protein kinase 4-like. Bases 255 to 1238 code for a protein of 327 amino acids. The transcript has 4 exons. The record is from RefSeq and is a predicted model, not a curated record. Lineage: Eukaryota; Metazoa; Chordata; Lepidosauria; Squamata; Eublepharidae.